Molecule: messenger RNA, 1137 nt
Organism: Sclerotinia sclerotiorum 1980 UF-70
Lineage: Eukaryota; Fungi; Ascomycota; Leotiomycetes; Helotiales; Sclerotiniaceae
Exons: 5
Coding region: 1-1137 (378 amino acids)
Biological process (GO): karyogamy involved in conjugation with cellular fusion; nuclear membrane fusion involved in karyogamy
Cellular component (GO): endoplasmic reticulum membrane
Source: RefSeq, a predicted model, not a curated record
AUGCUCGAGCUCAAGAGACUAGAGGAAGAGCCGAUUUGCCACCGAGUGGCUGCACAGCUACUCAUGAGUAAUUGUGAAGGUUUGGAGGACAUCAAUCAAAAAGAGUAUGACCUCUACAGUGGACGUAUUCAAAGACAUUAUGUGGAGAGCUUGGCUGCAAGUCUGGCAAUUUGUGAUAUGGAACGGAGUAGUAUGGUCGUCCCUGAUUCUUGCGAGCCUUUCAGGCUACCGUCUUUACUCCGUGCUUCUCAGGAAGCAGAUGGAAAAUUACAGGUAUCACAAAAUGAGGUUGGUGCCUGCUUGAAGGGAUUGGGCAAAGAUCCCUCCCAUUGGUUGAGUUGGACCAGUUAUAGGGACAAUUGUCUUUUGAUUUGUCAAGCUGCUCGAUCCGACAUUGACAAAGAUCAAUCUAUUCUUCUACAGAAAAAACUUGUGGAAAUCAUGAGACAAUUCGCAGAGGACCUCGAGUAUGACCUUCAAGAUCUCAAGCGAAACGUGGCGGAUCAUGCAAGAGCAGCAGGUUCCUACUUUGAAGAAGUCAUGAUGCGGACCGAGGUACUAAAGACCAAGGUUGAAGGUGCGUUCGAGGUCAUUUCAUCCGAGGCAUUGGAUCUUUUGAUUCCCGUGAUCACUUCUAUGAGUGAUCGACAGGAUACUUUGGAUCAGAGGUUUGAAGCACUUAGCAAUGUUGUCAUCAAUAUGACCACCUUGAUUCAGGAUCAUUCAGAGAGUCUUGGACAAGCCAGUUUUACCGUAACAGGUAUUCGAGAGAGUCUUGGGAAAGCAGCCGAGGCCGCAAAUUCAUGGAAUGGAAUCAUGGGUAUGGGUGAACCAUUUGUUAACAAUGCUCUUCGAAUAUUGUCUCCCCCAGUUACCCUCUUCUUUGGAAGUCAUGGUCUUCCGCCAUCCUUGUUUCGCAAUUUUGGUCUCUUGGUUGGGGGUUGGGCAGUGGCAGAGACCACGAUACAAUUACGCCAAACCGAGCACUGGAUUCCACGAAUUCAAAGACCUAGGGCAUCAACACAACUGGCAAGAGACAGAGUACUACAGGAGGAAGCACAAAUAACUUUUGGCACUUCCUCAUCACACAAUGGCAUCGGUUCAAUCAAAAAAGCACACACGGGCGGGAUGAAGUAG